AAGCAGGGCAGCCGGGCGGUAAAACCCCUGGCGACCCCACGGCCCCGAUGGCGGCAGAGGGUCUGUUCCUGGGGGCGGGGCUGGCUGGGGAGCCCCCGGCAGGGACAGCAGAGCCGCGCCCGUGCGCGGGAGGCCCCGUUACACCCGGGCAACAGCAUCGCCCUGCUGGGUCUCCGCAGCCCCCCGCCCCCUCCGGCGGGGCAUCGGUCGCCGGAGCAACCCGACCCCGCACGUCGAGCUCGGGGGGGCAGAAAGGCACUUCCGGUCUGCUCCAGCGAGGAGCGGCUUGGGAGACCGGAAGUGUUUUGUCCCCGAGCAUCCCUCGCCUUCGUCACCGGAAAUGCGUACCCGGGCUCCUGUCGGCCCUCCCCUCCCCAGCGGUCUCUCCUCUCAUUGGCCGGACCCGCGGGGCGGGGCUGGGGGCGUUGCCCUGGGUGCCGGGCGGUGAGACUGUGAUUGGCAGGUCAGCGCGCAGGCGCUGUGGCUCUGUCAUGGCGGCCGCCGCCGGGAGGAACGUGGUGUUCGUGACCGGCAACGCCAAGAAGCUAGAGGAGGUCCUUCAGAUCCUCGGAGAUGCGUUUCCGUACAGACUGGUCGCAAAAAAAAUUGACUUGCCAGAAUACCAAGGGGAACCAGACGAGAUCUCCAUUCAGAAAUGUCGGGAAGCAGCAAAUCAGGUCAUGUGCUUUUCUGGUUUUCCCACUUCCACAGGUAUUCAGGGACCUGUUAUAGUAGAAGAUACUUGUUUGUGUUUCAAUGCUUUGGGGGGCCUCCCAGGACCAUAUAUAAAAUGGUUUCUAGAGAAGUUAAAACCAGAAGGUCUGUACAAGCUGUUAGCGGGGUUUGAAGACAAGUCUGCUUAUGCUCUUUGCACCUUUGCAUUCAGCACUGGAAGCCCGGAGGACCCGGUGAAGCUGUUCAAAGGCCAAACUUGUGGUCGCAUUGUUGAACCCAGAGGCCCCAGAGACUUUGGCUGGGAUCCUUGCUUCCAGCCUGACGGUUAUGACCAGACGUAUGCCGAGCUGCCCAAGGCAGUGAAGAACUCCAUCUCUCAUCGCUACAGAGCACUCAAAGAGCUCUCCGGCUACUUCAGUCAGCAGAACAACUCGGCAGAAGCCACCUCCACUCCCAGUUAGGCUUCCGGUGUCUUGGGCUACAUCCACACUGCAAUAAAUACCCCACGGCACCGAGCCUCGGAGCCUGGGUCGAUUGACUCAGGCUCGCAGGGUUUGGGGUGUGGUGCUAAAACUUGCAGUGUAGUUGCCUGGGCUCGGGCUGGAGCCUGGCUCCGAGACCUUCCUCACUCACUGGAUUUCAGAGCCUGGGCUCCAGCCGAGCUUGAACAUUUCCAGUGCCAUUUUUAGCCCUGCAGCCCGAACCCCAUGACCCCAAGUCAGCUGACCCAGGCCAGCCAUGAGUCUAUGAUUGCAAUGAAGAUGUGCCUUUUGGGACACCAAACUUUUACAGAGAGUUGUAUGUGAGAUGUGGGGUCCAUUUAUGGUUGUCUGUACUGUCUAUGUAGAAUAAAGCUGCCCACUUUAAAACCGGGA
Messenger RNA from Dermochelys coriacea (leatherback sea turtle), 1550 nucleotides. RefSeq names its product inosine triphosphatase (gene ITPA). Gene Ontology annotation, biological process: nucleoside triphosphate catabolic process. Gene Ontology annotation, cellular component: cytoplasm. Gene Ontology annotation, molecular function: nucleoside triphosphate diphosphatase activity. The transcript has 8 exons. The record is from RefSeq and is a predicted model, not a curated record. Lineage: Eukaryota; Metazoa; Chordata; Testudines; Dermochelyidae. The coding region runs from base 48 to 1136 and encodes 362 amino acids.